GGGGCCCAUGCGCGUCGACGCCCUGCCGGAACACGAGGAAGCCAGCGAGGCUCUCCUCCAUGGCUACUCGACGGAAGAACUCUCGCAGGAGAUGGCGAACCUUGAAGGGCUCAUGAAGGAUCUCUCGGCUAUUACGGCGAAUCAGUUUAAUUGCUAGGACGGCAGGAGGAAAAGAGAAAGAGAAAGAAGGAAAGGAAGAGAGAAGGGAGAGAUGGAGAGGAAGAGAGAGAGAGAGAGAAGAUAAGGGAAGGGAAGAGAGAAAUCAAAGAUUAAUUGCUAGGACUUGUAGGUGCGUGGAGAAGGAUUUGAAAAAGAGUGAGAGGUUGGGAGGAAGAGAGAAAAGAGAGAAGGAAAGGAGGAGAGUGAGGAGGAGAAAGAGAGAAAACAAAUGAGAGAAGGCAGAAAAGGGAAGAGUGAAAGCAAAGAGAGAAUAAGAGGGUCUUACACAAAUGAUGUAAUCAACUUAACUGAAAAGAGGAGGAGGAAGAGAGAGGAAGGGAGAGAGAAGGAGAAGACAAUGACGAGACGAAGGAAGAGAGAGAGAGAGGGAUUCAUCGGAUACAACGAUAGCAAUGAUCGAGACCGUCUCUGGUAUUUUCCCUUCAUGAGGAUGAAGAGCUGGGUCCUCUCGUCUCAUGUGCCAAGCAGUUACCCAGACGUCAAUAUGACAGUGUGUCUGAAGAGUGUAAGAUUCACGUAUUGGAAGACGGCAAAUUUGGUCAGUUUUCCUUCAUCCUGGAAAGCGCUGUAAGCAUAAGCGGACGGUAAAUUUUACGUAUCAGGUGGUGAAUUUCUUCAUUUUUUCUUCUCCAGAAGACUAUAUAUGUGCCCCUUGUCCCUCGUAGCGUCAGGUUUUCGGGCUUUGAACCAUGUCUCCGUUCUUUACCAUACCAGGUGCCCAAACCCGAGUAAUAGCACGGUUCUCUGCUCAGUUGCCUGCCCUGGAACAUUAUUGCAAGGAAGAUUAUGUUACAGUUGCAAGGAAACAUCUCAGGGUCGCACCACCCGUGUUUCAGAUGCCUCAGAUUUUGCAACUACAACAUCGUCCUUUUUAUCGCUCCUUGUUGCUCUCAAGUCUCUUGAUUCUCAGUAAUCUUGACAUCCCUUUCUUUCGUAGCUUUUGUUUCGUCACUUUUUUUCAUUCUGUAUUCCUCACCCACUCGAGAUCUACGCGAGAUGCCAAAACACCAAUACCAACCAUGCUAUCGAACAUGAUACCAAUUACGACACCAGUUACCGCAAACAUAACUCGAGUCCUCCGUGAAAGGGAUGAAUGGCACACUGUACACGCCCGCCAACACUGCCACGCCAAGGCUGUGACGCCAUACGUAAAAUACCCUUAUACCUCCUUACUAACUUACCUAAGCCCGACUCUUAUUCCGCAAGGAGAGAGUUUUGGGGAAUUGCUCGAGGCCUGCAGCGUCUCGAGUGCCACGCCCUCAGUGCCGCGCUACCAAAGGGAAGUCGGAGAAAGGAAAAAUUCUUCAGAGGAAGUUGAAGGCCAGAUCGCAACUGAUCUGUUAAUAGGAAGAGAAAGAAGAGAAGAGAGAAGGGACAGAAGAGGAAACGUGAGAGAACCAUAAUACAAAAGAAUAUUACAAUUGCUUGGAGUUUGAGAAAGAGAGAGGAAGAGAGGAAAAGGAUUUUUUAUUAAAUGUCUCUUUCUCUGCAGAAGAAAGCAUGAAAGGAACAGAAAAGAGACGGCAGAGAGACGGACAAACAGAAUGAGAAAAAAAAAAAAAAAAAAAAAAAGGAGAGGAAAGUAAACGUGGAAAAGAAACGACGUGCUAGAGAGAGAGCAGACGGAACUUGCUUUCCGUCUUGCAGGAGGGGAAGCCGGCUUGUUUUCGGCUCGGUUGAAAGCGAGCCAAUCUUGCUUUUGGGUCACAGGAUCCCAGAUGAGAUCUAGUCAGUUUAUUUUUUUUUGUUUGUUUGUUUCUAAGCAAAGUGGGAAGGGAAAAUGAGAAUAAAGCGUGUCUAGAGAAAAGGAGAAUAAAGAGUGAUUAGAGAAAGAGAAUAGAAAGCGUGUAAAGAAAAAUAGAGUAUAGUGUUCGAGAGUGAAAAGAAAGGGAGACAGGAAGCGGACAUAGAAAAAAGUGAUAAAUAUGGUAAUAAAGAGAAAGAGAGAGAAAAAAAAUAUAGGAAAAGAAAGGAAAAUGAUUAAUUCAAUUUUUUUU
Molecule: messenger RNA, 2177 nt
Organism: Penaeus vannamei (Pacific white shrimp)
Lineage: Eukaryota; Metazoa; Arthropoda; Malacostraca; Decapoda; Penaeidae
Product: splicing factor, proline- and glutamine-rich
Cellular component (GO): membrane
Source: RefSeq, a predicted model, not a curated record